AUGACAAGAAACUCUGCUGCCAGACGUUCUCUGUGGGGUUCCAUCAGAGGGAUCAACAAGCUGAAGGAGACAGAGGAGGAGACCAUGAUCCAGCGACGCAGACAGCCGUCUCAGGCCGGGACCCGUAACAAGCGGCAUUCGAUGGUGGUGGAUAUGGACGACUUCAAUGCGUUGAGUCGGAUCUACAGGUUGGAAGACAAACGCACCACAGAGAACAAGGAAAACAUAGGAGUGGAACGCAUUAAGCGCAACACGAUAUACGAGGACGAGAGCGACACGUCGCAGUCGGAAGAUGCCAACACGACGGUCGACUCUGGCACGGUUUUGGAGCAUCUGGACGGCGACACGAACGACGCGACCACGCUACUAGAUUCGGCAUUUGACGACUAUAAAAUAGCACUUCAGGCAUUAUCCAUCGAGGACACGGUAAACCAGGAUAACAAACUCAAAAAGAGCAGCGCGUUCAGGGACAGAGAGACCUUGGAGGAGAUCACGAAGCAGACGGGCAAGGCCGAGCACCCAGAGACCCGUGUUGUCGAGCGACGGGGCUACGUAAUUAUUGGGACGGAAUUCUCCUGUCGCGGCGACAGCAGCGAGAAAAUGAGCUAUUUGGAUUCAGAUUACGAUGAUCUAUUCGACGAGGUGGCAUGCGAGCCGUACCAUUCACAGCCGAUACAGAGAACUUCGCUGUACUUCAAGAGGCUCACAAGUCCUUCCAGAUGA
This is a messenger RNA of Ogataea parapolymorpha DL-1, 723 nucleotides long. RefSeq lists its product as uncharacterized. The transcript has a single exon. The coding region runs from base 1 to 723 and encodes 240 amino acids. The record is from RefSeq and is a predicted model, not a curated record. Lineage: Eukaryota; Fungi; Ascomycota; Pichiomycetes; Pichiales; Pichiaceae.